AUGAUGGGGAGGGACGAAUCGGAGCGACAUAGGGCUGAAUCUCAGUGGAUCGUGGCAGCAAGGCCACUCUGCCACUUACAAUACCCCGUCGCGUAUUUAAGUCGUCUGCAAAGGAUUCUAUCCGCUGCUCGGUGGGAAUAG
Linum tenue is the source of this 141-nucleotide messenger RNA. The record is from the annotation of a GenBank genome assembly. Lineage: Eukaryota; Viridiplantae; Streptophyta; Magnoliopsida; Malpighiales; Linaceae.